This is a messenger RNA of Lactuca saligna, 1713 nucleotides long. The record is from the annotation of a GenBank genome assembly. Lineage: Eukaryota; Viridiplantae; Streptophyta; Magnoliopsida; Asterales; Asteraceae.
AUGGGUGUCUUAAAGUUUGAUACAAUCAAUAACACUUACCCGAUCAUAUCAAUCUCCCCGGAAAACCAACGCCUGCUGAUCGGACAAUCUCAUUUACUACCAAAUACCUGCGUCAUGGCCGAUUUUGUUACCCAAGGGAUUCAGCUCGACACUUCUUUACCCUUCACCAUCGCCCUCACCAACACUGUGUUCUUCUUCAACUGUACAGAUGCAAUGGGGACAGUUAUAUUAGAUUGCACGCCGACAAACAUCUGCCAAGCUUACCAGAACUUCUCACCUCAGAUGUCCAUGUGCCGGAGAGCUCCGCCUUGUUGUUCCUUCAGAAAAGGAAGCUCAACGAGCCUGUUUUCCAUUCCGCUUAAUAUGGAAAAAUGCAAGGCUUAUUCAAGCUUCGUGAAUCUAAACAUCUCGAUGCCAGUUAGCAAGUGGCCGGAUCCUAGCGUGGAGUUGAUGUGGGCGCCACCACCGGAGCCACCAUGUUCGUCGGAGGGGCAUUGUGACUCCACCUCUACUUGUAAGGACGCCCGUGACGGCAAUGGCACACGAAGGUGUUUCUGUAAACCUAAAUUUCGUUGGAACGCAAACUCCGGCCAGUGUGCUGAAGAUCGCAAAAAGGUCAGAGCAAAACGGAACCUACUUCUCGCGACUGCAAUUUGCAGCGGUGUGACGAUAUUUAUAACAGUUGUAUUUGCAACUUCAGUGUUCAUCCGCAGACAAAAAAUCAAAAUCGCACGACAACGACUUGCUCGUGAGCGCCAAGAGAUUGUAAGGCCGAGUGGCGGUGGAAAAUCAUCCAAGAUUUUCUCCAGUAAAGAGAUCAAGAAGGCGACAAACAACUUCUCCCCCACCGGUCUUCUAGGUGCCGGAGGUUUUGGUGAAGUGUACAAAGGGGUGUUGGACGACGGCACACCGGUGGCUGUAAAAUGUGCAAAACUCGGGAACACCAAAAGCAUCGAUCAAGUCCUGAAUGAGGUUCGAAUCUUAUGUCAAGUCAACCAUAAGAACCUGGUACACCUUCUCGGUUGUUGUGUAGAACUUAAACAACCAUUUUUAGUAUACGAAUAUAUUACAAAUGGAAGUCUUCAUGACCACUUACAUGAUCGAAAUAAACAUCCUUUAACAUGGAGUCAACGGUUAGCCAUUGCUCAUGACACUGCAGAAGGGCUUUCAUAUCUUCAUUUUUCUGCAUCUCCCCCGAUCUACCAUCGUGAUAUAAAAUCUAGUAAUAUUUUGCUAGAUGAACGGAUGAGAGCAAAAGUUGCCGAUUUUGGUUUGUCAAGACUAGCUCAAUCGGAUAUGACACAUGUCACAACUUGUGCCCAAGGUACAUUGGGAUAUCUGGACCCAGAUUAUUAUUGGAAUUAUCAGUUAACUGAUAAGAGUGAUGUGUAUAGUUUUGGAGUAUUAUUGUUGGAAAUAUUGACGUGUCAAAGAGCAAUAGACUUUGGUCGACCGACAGAUGAUGUAAACUUGGUUGCAUAUGUUAAAAGAAUCGUGAACGAGGAAAGAUUGGUGGAUGUUAUUGACCCGUCUCUCAAGAUACAUGCAACAACAUUGGAGAUAGAUGCUAUGAAAUCGUUAGGGUUUCUUGCAAUCAGUUGCUUGGAGGAACGAAGAGAAAACCGACCUUCUAUGAAGGAAGCAUCCGAAGAGAUAGAAUAUAUCAUGGGUAUUGUAGCGACCACAUCGGAUCCUCAUGGUAUGGACAUUUAA